Messenger RNA from Heterobasidion irregulare TC 32-1, 384 nucleotides. RefSeq lists its product as uncharacterized. NCBI's taxonomy places the organism in Eukaryota, Fungi, Basidiomycota, Agaricomycetes, Russulales, Bondarzewiaceae. The transcript has 3 exons. The record is from RefSeq and is a predicted model, not a curated record. Bases 1 to 384 code for a protein of 127 amino acids.
AUGUCUAAUCCUAAUCAUGAAGCAUUACAGGACAUAAUUGUAAAGGACACAGAGACACAUGGCUCCAUGUUUGUCCCUAUUAUCCUCAGAAGCAAUAAAAUGACCAUCUCUGUUGCAAUAGGUCAGACCAAGUUCUACCCAUUGUAUAGAUCAAGAGGCAAUGUGCACAACAACAUUCAUCAUGUGCAUUGCAAUGCAAUCUUGCUCAUUGGUUUUCUUUCAAUUCCCAAGAAAGCCAUCUUCAAACUCCUUAGGUCUGGUAUGAUAAAGCCAGAGGUUACACAUUGUCCUAAUGGCCACUUCUGGCAUGUCAUUUAUGGACUUGAUCCAUACAUUGCUGAUUAUCCUAAGCAAGUUCUACUUGCCUGCACUGUGCAGAACUAG